CCUGUCUUCCCCAGCCUACCACUGAACUGGAAGGCACUGCACCGGCUGCCAUCAGACCUACUCUUAGGUAGCUAACCUUGUCUGCUCCUCAUCCUUCCUGCAAGGCGCUGCUCCAUCGUUCCUCUCGCUCUCUCCUUCUUCCUCUACCUUUCGCCGUCUUUCGCCUCCUGUCGCCCUCAUUCUCUUCUUUCCCCUCUCCUCCCCAUCCUUCACCACCAUCGCAAGCCUCUCUAACAGGCUCUAAUACUUCUCGCCGGCCCCUCUCCCGGCGACUUUUUUGCGACACCAUCUCCCGUCGCAAUUCCCGCGCCCCUCAGCCUUUGGCGCAAAUCGCAACUCCGCAAAGUCGCCUCAUUCUCUCCGCCAAGAUGAGUUCCUACAUCGAUUAUUCGAAGACCACCAAAUCUUCAAACUACCAAGGAACUGGCUCGUUCGCGACGUUCAUGAUCAUCGCGCCCGUAUGCUUCUUCCUCGGUGUCCUCUUUGCCUCAUUCCCAUACGAUUUCCCUCUCCUCUGGACGAAGGCUCCCGUCACCGAUGACUUCCUGAACCACCUCGAGACCCAUCUCAAGUUUGUCCACCAGUCGCCGCCCCUCAUCAGCCGCAUGCUCCACAUCAUUAUCUCCGUUGGCUUCAUCGGCUUCUUCAUCAAGCUCUUCCGCCCCAGCGAGGCCAACUUCCUCUUCGAUGGCGCCUCCCUCAUUCUCUACAUCAUCGGCUUUGGCGUCUAUGUUGCCAACAUCAUCAAAGGUCUCCGCACCAUUAGCGCCGACAUCUGGUCUGACGACGAAUUCAAGGGCCAGACCCACGAUGGCGAGCACGGUGAGUUGAUCCUCGGUCGCGAAGACACCCUGAAGGUCCUCUCCGCCAGCAACACUAUCCUCGCCCUUGUCCUCGUUGGCAUCCUGGUCCUCCAGGCCGGCCAGUGGUACGCUGAGAAGAAGGACGCAGACGAUAUUGCUGCCGCCGACAAGAAGGAUGCCGACAAGAAGGACUCUGCUGAGAAGAAGGAAGCUUCUCCCAGCAAGGCGGCGAACAAGAAGAAGCAGUAAGGGAUUAAAUCUCUUCAGCCUUCACAAUUUGGAAACGGUGAUACCACGAGAACGCUGUGGACCUAACCCCCACGUCCUCCUUGCAUUUGUAGUGUUAUGUAUUGUAAAAACCUGUUACCAUAAUUUUGAAAACAACUCUCAGUAUCUUUGCAAA
Molecule: messenger RNA, 1206 nt
Organism: Ilyonectria robusta
Lineage: Eukaryota; Fungi; Ascomycota; Sordariomycetes; Hypocreales; Nectriaceae
Product: Shr3 amino acid permease chaperone
Exons: 2
Coding region: 369-1052 (227 amino acids)
Biological process (GO): endoplasmic reticulum to Golgi vesicle-mediated transport
Cellular component (GO): endoplasmic reticulum membrane
Source: RefSeq, a predicted model, not a curated record